ACAGCUGACGGAGAGAGAGAGAAAGAGAAAAAGAGAGAUACGGUGUGUAAGGAGUUGACCCAUUGCAGCCAUAUUGGCUCUGACCGAAGGCGGUAACACGCUGCGAGGAUUAUACUUUCGAAGGGAUUUACGAUGGAGAAUAAUAAAAACCGCUCUAUAUUCCCGUGCGCAUUAUCGUCUGAAUACGAGAUAGAAUUAUCGGACAAAUCACGUCGUGACGAGAUAGUCGAUAUGCUGAUAGAGAAUUUCCUGCACGACGAGACGCUUGUAAAAAGUAUGCGAGAUAUGUACGGUGUGAAAAAGCACGAGGGUGAUAAAUCGUCUCUAGAGGUUAGAACAACGGACUGUGAAGAAGAAGAAGAAAAAGAAGAAGAAGAAUGGUCGAAGGUCGAUAAGGACGAGCGAAUUUUGAUGGAAACCGUCGUCGACGCGGGAACUGUUUUAACGGCGGUUCACAAGCCGACGAACCGAAUAUCCGGGGCGAUAGUCGUCCUGGUUCACGAUCGAAAUCUUGUAGGAAAAAAUUCCGACGAUCGUUACGACGGCAAACUGCGAUCCAGGACGAUAAGUGAGUUCGCCAAUCUCAUGGGGAUCAUCGACAAAUCCUUGGAUCUCUUCGCCGCGCAUCCGGAAUGCCGGAUUUGGGCCGAAUUCGAACUCGUUGGAAUUCGGCGUGCCGAUCGGCGCCGCGGUCUUGGUUUCGAUCUUUGCGCAGCCGCCCUUAACCACGUGAUUAAAACGAUGCCGGAAGUCGAUCUAGUCGCGGGGAAAUACACGUCCAACUACAGCAAAAUCAUCGCAAGGAAAAUCGGCAAAAUAAACGUCGCCGAUUUUGACGUGACGCGGCUCGCCGAUCGAGAGGGUCAUCCAGUUUUUCAGGACACAAAACCGCAUAAUGUAGUUUCCCUAAUGACAAUUAAAUUGCGGUAAAUUUGCUAUAUUUUUUCUUUUUUUUUUUUUUUAACGAUUUUUUAUAACGAUUUUUUAUUCCAAUCUCAUAUUUUCGUUCUGACGCGUCGAGUUUGUUUCGAUCUUUAUCAAUAUUAUUCUCUCUUAUUUCGUUUUUCGAUUUUGAGAAAUUUUUCAAAACGCCGCAUUACGACAUGUACAGAUCAUAAGAUAGAGAAUUAUAACGAAUUAUAAGAGAAGACACAACGGAUUGUCUAGCAACGAUUGUAAUCUAUGGAUUUACAUAAAUGUGAAUCUUUCUAUUUCUUGAAAUUUUAUAUAUAUAUAUAUACAUAU
Neodiprion virginianus is the source of this 1245-nucleotide messenger RNA. RefSeq lists its product as uncharacterized. The transcript has 2 exons. Gene Ontology annotation, molecular function: N-acetyltransferase activity. NCBI's taxonomy places the organism in Eukaryota, Metazoa, Arthropoda, Insecta, Hymenoptera, Diprionidae. The coding region runs from base 133 to 930 and encodes 265 amino acids. The record is from RefSeq and is a predicted model, not a curated record.